CCUCAGGGCCCCGCCCCCAGGCCCCGCCCCCCGGGGCCGCCGCCGCUCGGGCCCGGCGCGGGAGCGGCAGCGGCAGCGCGGGGAGCGGCGGGCGCGGGAUGGAGCCGCCGGCCAAGGAGGGGCCGCUCUUCGUGCAGCACAGCCACAAGUUCGGCACCAAGAGGUGGAAGCGGGGCUGGUUCGCGCUGUUCCCGGCCAGCCAGCACGGCGUCGCCCGCCUGGAGUUCUUCGACUGCAAGGAGCCGGCGGGGCCCCCCGGGCGGCUGGGCACCCGGCGGCUGGACAAGACGGUGGUGCGGCUGGCCGACUGCACCAGCGUGGCCCCCGCGCCCGCAGAGAGCGGCCCCCGCGCCGGCACCGUCGCCUUCCGCCUGGAGACCAGCGGCAGGAGCUACCUCCUGGCGGCCGACAAGCAGCAGAGCGAGGAGUGGGUGGCGAAGCUGUGCGAGAUCGCCUUCCCGGGGAAUGGCCCCAGCAAUGCUGGCGUGGCAGCCCAGCGUGGCAGAGAGGACAACGGGGAGGCACCGGCCCUGGAGAUGGCUGUGAACUCCAUCUACUACUCGAGAGAUGAAGUGAACGCAUUCUGGGUGACAGUGCAGCGGACCGAGGCUGCAGAGCGAUGUGAGCUACGUGGUGCCUAUGUGCUCAAGGCUGAGCGUGACAGCCUUGUCCUGAAGGACCCACGGACAAACGAGACCCUCUAUGUCUGGCCCUACCGGCUGCUUCGGAGAUACGGCCGGGACAAGGUGAUGUUCUCCUUUGAAGCUGGCCGGCGCUGUGACUCUGGCCCAGGGAACUUCACCUUUGAGACCAAGCAAGGCAAUGAGAUCUUCCGCCUGGUGGAAGACUCCAUCCGGGAGCAGAAAGCACAGGUGGAGGAGAACCGGCAGAGCUGUGAUUCACUGGAUUCAGACAGCCCCAGUGUGGUCCUGAUUCGCCAGGCCCUGGCCGACUCUCUGAGCCUAGAGCUGCCCGUGGAGGGGGACGACACUGCAGCACCCAAAGCAGGACUGGCACCCAGGUCCAUUGCUGCAGCGGAGGAGAGAGACACGGUGUCUCUGCUGAAGAACCGGACCCUGCCAGAGCCCCCAGUGCUGCAGGCCAAGCCCACCGUCCCCAGCACGCCCCCGCGCUCCCCUCUGCCCAAGGCACCACGAGCUGCGCUACUGGCUGAGGACCCCUCCAGCCUGUACUCAGAGCCCCUGGACUCGGUGAAGGGCUUCCGGCCCUGGCUGGACCCGUUGUACUCGGACCCCGUUGACAGCAAGGCCGCAAGUGGGGCCCCAGAUGAGGCGAAGCUCCGGGUGCCAGCACCACUGUACACGGGCGCCUAUGAGCAGGUCCGGGCUGAGGCUCGCAGCCAGGAACCUGGGCAGAAGGAGCACAUCUAUGAUGAGCCCGAGGGCCGUGCUCCACGUGCAGUACCCUCUGCUGCCUGCAUCUAUGAUGAAGCGCGGCCCACGGGCGAGGCCUGGCGUACCCAGGGUCACGAUGGCAAGGGCGGCUACGAGUAUCCCUAUAACCCCAGCACUGAUGACUACUCAGUUCCUGCCUUCCAGGCCAAGGCCAAGGGACCUAAGCCAGUGCCUGCCCCCAAGCCCCCAGCAGCAUUUAUCCCCAAAGGUGUCGAAAGAAGUGGGGACCCUGGCAAGCGGCGAGGGAACCCUGCUUCUGAGAAGGCAGUCAUCAAACCCAGCCUCAACAGCAGCAGCAACAACAAUAACAAAGUGGAGGUGCUGUACAGCCAGGUGGUGAAGCCCCAGCAAGGGCAGAAGAAGGAGCAGUCUGUGGAUGAGUGCAGCUUGUCACCUGUCUAUGAGGACUUAGGAGAGAUAUAACAUGCCACUGCUCUGUACCUGUCUGGGGGAGACUGUGGGGCCUGGACCCACUUGUGAGUGGCACAGGCUACCGUCCUCCAUUGGUCCUGUGGGUGGCUUGGGUUUGGGGACUGUGUGGGACUGGGCAGAGCCCCUCCUGCUCACGAGCACCCAGGGACUGCAUCUCCCUGGGUCCUUCCCACACCUGGGAGCCAGAAUGCUGCAGCUGCUGUAGGUGCCCUUCCUGGCUCAAGCCAGCUCCUCUGACACCUCCUGAUGUGGCAGGAGGGUUGGCUGUGUCGCACUGUGCCUGCUGCUGCGAAUCCAGAGGCUUUGGUUCUGCUCUGGCUUCUCUGGGUAGGCCACAGGGCUGAGAUGUCUACUGCAAUGCCUGGAGGACUGCUUGCAAUCAGUCUCCAGAAGUAUUUUUAUACAAAAGUAUUUUGAUAUUAAAAUCUGUAUGUCUCAUAACAAAGUGUUUGCAUGUAGCAUGUCUAGACUGUCAGGCACAUGACUGGGGAAAUGCUGGUGCAUCACUGCAUCAUUGUGGUGCCUGGUGCCCCUGCUGAGUGGUGCUCACACUCUCACACUCAUGCCAGUCUAUCUGCGCCAGAGCUGCUGAGCUAAGGGGAAACUGCAAAGAAAGUGGGUGCCAGGUCCAGCAGUGGCUAGGAUGCCCUGAUGCCAGCAUGUUAAGGCACAUGUGUCAAACUCACGGAUGCCAGUGUUGGUCUGGAUGUGAAAUGCUGCGAUGACUUGAGCAAGUGCAGGUCUUUUCCAAGCUUAAGGCUGGGCAGAACCAGGCUCCAGGUCUGUGCUGGAGCUCAGUGACUGUUGAUUGGUCACAGGGUCCCUCCUCCCCAGCCUCAUCCUUCUGAUUCCCUUCCUCCCACCACCCACCUUCAGAAGGUGCGGUCUGGGUUCCAUUAACUUUAAUGGCAAAUGCUGUGAUCUGACUGUGGUCUGAGGUGAGGGGUUUGGCUGUGAGUGCUGUGUGGCUAUCCUUGGACAGAAACUUGUGCAAGGGAAAAUAGGUUUCCCUUUUCAUGUUGGUAAUGGUUAUGAGAGAAUUUCUGUUCCUUCCGUGCAGGGCUGUGUCAGGCAUCCUGGAGUUGUCUGUCUCUGAGUCUGGGGCAGCCUGUUGACAGGCUGGUUUGCCAGCCUGUUGACAGAGACAGCAGCAGAGCAGUGGUCUGACAACCUAGCAGUCUGUUAUCUCUGUGCAGAGAGCUAAGCAUGAAUUCUCCAGCCCCAGCUCAGACCCAGGGAGUCAUAAACCAGUGGGGAAGUCUGGAGGGCCAGGUUCGUGCCCCGGGAGUGGGGAGAUGGAAACAAGGCAGCGAGCUCUGAAUAGGUGUUUGGUGCCCAAGUUGCAGGGGGUAUUCCUCAGUCCUGUAACAGUACAGCAUGUGUGUAGCCUGGACCAAUUUUUCACUGUUAUCCUGUGCUGGUCCUCUUCCCUGCUGCAGGAGAUGGGAGAGGGUGUAAGUGGCUUUGGGAGCCUGAGAGAGGCUGAGGUGAGCCCAAUACAGGCAUGUGUCUCCUCCUCAUGCCUGCCUGCUGGGUGGCCCUAUGCAGGUGCUUCAUGUCCUGGGAGCUGUCUGCCCAGCCUCACAAGGGAAGAGUACUGUGCAUGCUCAUAAUCCUUGCUUGUGGCUCCAGUGUCAGGCUCCAAGACCUAAAUGAUGAUGAGCAGCCUUCUGGGAGCUGAGCUCUGGGGCUCUACUUUCCAUACUAUGGUGGGUAUUUGUGUAUCUCCAUCACUGCUGCCACUGUGUCUCAGGGUGGUGCAUUGGCUCCAAAGCAGCUGACCCAGCUUUCACGAAAGAGACUGGUAGGGAAGAAGGAAAAUGCUCCAGCAUCUGUGCCAGAACCAUUGUCCUUGCCACAGCGCAGCACUCCUUUUGGGUGGGAUGAAAAUAUAUUUGUUCUUCUUGCUUCAGCAAUGAUGUCCUCUCUCAUAACAGCUGGCUUAAAACUAAGAGGUAACAACACAAGGCAGGAGGAACACUUCUACAUGUGGCCUGUUCUGUUUAUGGGCUCUGCCACGUGUCAGCAGUGUAUGCAGCCUGGAGGGCUCUUGCUGAUCUGGAGAGCAGUCCAUUUUUUUUUUCUGUCUCAGUCUUGUGGACCAGAUUUGUCAUCUUUCUCAAACUGCUGCUCUGUGCUCUACUUUAUCUCCAUUCUGCAGCAGUUCAGGGUGCCGUAGAUGCUUUGGGAAAGCAUUAGAAACAAGGCAAAUACAGAAUGAGCCUUUGGUUUGUCACACCCAUCCUGUAGCCAAAGCAUGUCUGCAAUGAACUUUAGGAGCAGGAGAUGAUUCUCCUGGAUUUUGUCUGGAUUAGGGUUUCUUCUGUCCUUCCCUUCCCUUUGCCCUGCUUCCACUGUCUCCUUACAACUAAAUUCCAUUUGUUGAACAGUGAAAUGACCAGGUGCAGAAUGAAGGUGGCCCUGGCACGUCACUGUAAUUGUGUGCCAUAGCUGAAUGCAGUCUGCAUACCUGGGGGAACAGCAUCCUGGCAGCCAGUCCUGAGCCAAGGCUUUGCUGAGAUGCCUGGGGAUACACAGCUUUCUUGAUGGCUCAGUGUUUUCUUGCACUGCAGAAAUGGUUCUGGACAAGCAAAUUUGCUUAUGCCCUGUCCGGGUGCUAUGAGCCAGACUCAGUGUAGCAUGGAAUGUCAUUUGGAUAUCAGACUUCCUCGUGUGAGGACAGCCUGUGUGCCUUCCUGUUCUCUGUGAAAAGCCCAGACCCCAGAUUAGCUGAAAAAUGCUCCCAAGUACAGCAGGUCUAGCAGCCACUGGCUGGGAUUAAGAAGUAGUCUUGGUCUCUGUAGGCCAGGUGGCAGUUUUUACCAGGAGAAAAUGACUUGGGAGCUGCCAUUGCCCAGUCAUCCUCUUCCUCUUCCUCUUUGUAUUGCCUUUUUCUGUUUCCCAUUGUGAAAAAUGCAUCCUUUUAUAACCACUUCCUCCUCCCAUUUGGGGCCCUAGCAUGGUGCAGGUGUGAGACAGCUGUUCUGCCAGGUUAUUUGUUCCCAUGUUGGUAUUUGGGAAAGCACCCAAGUCCCUUCUGGCUGUCAGGAGCUGAUCACUGUACUGUGGUGAUCAGGUAGAGGGCUAUUCAAAAGGAAUCCUCCAACAGCCCCAUUUUUUUUUUUGACUUGCUUCCCUUUAUAGUCCCUUUUCCCUCUUCACAACUUUCCCUUUUAGCAGCCUCCUUCCAGUCACAAUAAACCACUGGUCUGUUUGUUUACUUUUUCCCACUGAUAAGGUUGCUAAAGUAAUUUCCAUCUGAGUCAACAGAGCAGUAAAGGAGGGGGGGGGGGUGGAUUAUUUUAUCUUCUGAUUUUGUCACUUUUAUGUUGUCUGGUUUGCAUGCCCCAGGUGGGACGAUUUGCAUGUGCCUUACUGCCAUUUGUUACUGGACACUCCCCAGUUCCACACCCGCUGAGCUUGUUAAUAAAAAGGUAAGGACUGGCUGCUUACCUGCAUACCCCAGGAAAUGCAUCUCCCCAUGCUGUCAGGGAUGUCUGCCUUGUCCUUGAGGUACCUUCCCUUAACAUCUUGCCCUGAGCAGCUGCCUGCAAUGCAACCUCCUGCCAAGUAUGGAGUGCUCCUGGGGCAUGAGAAGAACAGGCCCAUGCAGGAGAAACCAGUGGCAAGGUGGACCCAGGCUUUGCAUGCAACUGUAGAGAUGUGUAGUCGGGCAGUUGUUCAAGGCACAGCUCCCACAGAGGCGCAGAGGAAGCAGGUUGCACUUCUCAGACUUAAUAACAUCUGUGUGAUUCCUUCCCCUGCUCUCAACACUGGGAAGGGUACUGCUGCCCUCAUCAAAGCCUCUGCAGCUCAGUAGUGUACUGUUAAGAUUCAAGACUGAGAUGAGACUACCAGUGUCAGAGGCAAACAGGUGCUGUCAUUACCUUUUCUUCUGUUGGGUGCUUUGCCACCUUAGCGCGUGCCUCAGGAACAGGUAGACAAUAGGUGGCAAUCAGGCCCUGUUACUGAGCUGAGAUCCUGGAGGAAACAGCUCACUCUGCUCUCCUGCUGUUGCAGUCCCUCGGGGAGUGUGCUGCCUGCACCAUGCCCUUGGUCAACCGCAGCUGUUUCUCAGGAAGUGCAGGUCAGUGCUAGGAUUGCUGCACACCAUAUGCAUUAUAGACCACAGGCAGUAAGGUAAUAUUGUAUGGGAGAACUUUAUUUUGAAACAGCAUGUCAGAACAAAGUAGAACGUAAAUGCCUGGUGGUGUACAGUAUCCAGGAAGCCAAGUGAGGCUGCCCCCCCUUGGCUCAGUCACACUGUAUUCAGCUCCGGCUCUGGCAGUAGCAGCUGUUCUAUUGCUGCACUGAAAAAACUGGGGCUCACAUUUGUGCUAGCACUGGGCAGAAGCUCUCUGGAAAGCUCCAGGCUAUAUUCCCCAUUUAAUGAGUCCAAAAUGUACUGACUGUGCUGGCUUGCUGAAUGGCACCGUAGGUGUGGACAGGACACAGGAAGGAGUGCAUCCAAGCAACAGCUGUCUGAGAGAAGAGUGCUUGGGGGUCCAGCUGCAGUGAGCUCUCAUGUGGGACCCAGCCAGGGCAUUGCUGGUGGCUUGGCACUUGCUACAAACCCAUCUGCAAGCUGGGGAGUUGGACGGUGAGACCACCAUGGAAGCAGGCGAGUCAUCAUUGUCUUGUAUAAAUAUAAUGCUGCUCUAGUGGAUAGCAUUCUGGGCUUUACAGUGAAUUCACAAGCCCUGUUUUAUGCUUAUUAAAACACCCUGGUGAAGCUGCUCCUGCAGGAUGAGGGCAGUUUGACAUUGCUUUGUACUUUUGUCUAUCUGCCUGACUUCCUCACCACACUGUCUGCAGCUUUACUGCACUUGCUGACAGUAAUCUGUGGUUUGUGGGCUGCACUAGCCUAUUCUAAGAAACCAUAAUUUGAGGCAUGUUGGUGAUGUGUGCUGAUGAGAAUGGGAAAUACAGGGUGUCGCAGGGGAUAGCUGAAUAGCAAGGGGACAAGGAGCCCCAGAGUAGCAAGCUUCCUGCAGACUGACUUAGUGACUAACAAAACCAUAAAACAAGGAGGAACAAACAAUGGGAAGUGACUGUCUGACCACGGACAGGCUCAGUGUCUUGCCUGACCGCUUCCGGCUCAGUGAGUAAGCCUUAGCAGCCAAGCAGAAGCCAAGCUGUAACUGCACGUGAGCAGGCGUAAGCAGUGCCAUGGGGUAUCUUCACUGCAGGAACUCAUCGUCCUCUUUGGGGAGAAAGGAGUACUCAGAGGAAUCUCUCUUCACCACUGCUGGUCUGAACAACUGGGCAGGAGAAGGAGCCAUCAGAAGGGGUGCUACUGUGGCUUUGGCUCUGCUCUGAUGCUGCAAUGCAGGGAGAAAAAUAUGAAUGCACUUCAUGGAAGGAGGGGCUGGCUUCUCCAACAGCUCUCAGCAUGCUGUCUUUGUCUGCAUGUGCCAGCUGGUCAGCACCUAUCUCCCCCAUAGCACAAGGAUAUGCUAUACCCCACUCACAGCUCUACCAGCUACAAGUGAAUGUUGUUGCUGCCCUGUGCUGCUUUCCCUGUACUGUCAGGCUAUCGGGGGUUACCCAUUUCCCCUCUGCAAGAAGCAGACCAGGAGGACAAGACAGGGUCUACAUAGGCUAGUCAAAGGCAAGAGUCAUACCUGCUUGGAUUGAUGCCGCUCUGGUCGCUGGUCCCUGUGCUGGGCCUGCUGCCUGUGCAGUGGUCUGUACAAUAUACUCUUCAGGUGUUUGUACAGAUUGCUUUUCAGGUGCAAGGGGUUAUAAGUAACUUCCACUUCCAAGCUGUUCAGGGCAGUCUGCUCAGAUAGAAGAAAGAACCUGGUGGUAAUGAGAUAUGCCAGGUGAAGGCUGUGGGCUUUUAUUAUCAUUAGCAUAGUUUUUUUUUUGUUUUGGUUUGGUUUGGGUUUUUUUUGGGGGGGGGGGGAGAGAAUUUUUUUUUUGAGAGAUGGAUGACACUUCUUGGCAUGCUGAAGCAAGAUGGGCUCUUUGGUUGUGCUGCAGCCCACAAGGACUGCUCUUAGCUGUGUAUAGAGCAACAGGCAUCUGCAACCAGGUCUCAGUGGAUUUAAGCUUUCCCUUGCAGGAUACAGUCCUAUCCUCCCCCAUGCCUGAAAUCAGACAACAAGCUGUAGCACCCUGUCUACAUGUUGUUAUCCUCAAUAAUUCUUCAGUAGAUUGCCCCUCAGUAGAUAUACCUCCAUUUGCCCUACCAACUCCACCACAUGGUGCUUGCACCUUUCCUUCACAACCAAUGCCUUUUCUCUGCUGCCCUCUCAGCCUCAGAAGCUGAUAGAAGUUGCUUUCCCACAUAGCAGCAUUGUUCCAAAGGACAAGCAUUUUUCUGUCUGUGAGGAAAACUGUAGGACAUAUUGGCUGCUGGGAAUAAAUUUUGGAAAAGUUCAUCAUGUUCCAGUCACCACUGGACAUUUUCACAGCUGUUUCCUCCUCUGUUCAUCUAAGACCUAUAGUGAGAGCCCUGCCCUUUCUGGCAUCACCUGAAGCAGACACAGAAAACUCAGGAGAAGAACGUAUGGAUGCACAAGAGGAAGUGCAGAAGCCUGAAGCUACUGGAAGACAUCAAGAGAGCUUUUGCGUUGAUGUAUCUUAUGCCUAAAGCACAUGUCUGCAGUCUGCCAUGUUUCCCAGGAGCACGGGAGGUAAGUAUGCCUCAGUAGCAUUUGCAUUCCCUGUGCGUGAAGGGAUUGUUACUCAGAUCCCUGCUUGUAUAGCUGGGAUCCUUUCCACAUAUUUUUGUGUAGGGCCAUCAAUGACUUACCUCUAUAGGGCCCUGCACACUCUCAGGAUGCUCAGCAAGGAGGGCUGGGAAGACUGAUGGCAUCAGGAGCUCUCUUACAGCGAUUGCUUUGACAAGCAGAGUGGCAGAGUCAGAAGGGACAAUGAUGUAGUAGGAAUGCACCACGAUAUUCCAGCUUGGACAAGUGUUCUGUGGAUCGAGUUUGGCCAAAAGCAUCCACUUCCUUUUCUAGAUAGCAAACACCAAAAUCAACGUGAAAAAAAGGUGCAAUAGCCUCUUCCAUCAGCAUUUUUGCUGUAUGGGUUGCUGGGCUCAGGAGCAGAGAGUCAUUCAUAUGUAUCAGAAUAAGAACACUAAUCUGCACUGUGGUUGAGGACAACCUGAGUUUUUUCUAAUUGAAUGCAUGACAAUUCUUAAGAAAACAUCCAAGUUUGAUUUAAGACUUGUUAGUAAUGGAAAGUCUGCCACAUUCCAACCCUUGGUUAACUAUUUUCACAGUUAAAAAUGCUUGUCUAACUCCUUUUGUGACUUUGCACUCCAAACACUGGAUUUUUGAUAGGCUAGAGCACCUUUAAGAUUUGAUGUGCUGUAUCUUCUUUCCAGUGGUUGCAUUGGCUGGAAGGACUUACAAGCCCAACCCUGGCCCAUGAGAUGAAGCUGCAAAUUUUGAAACAUGUUUUCUGGUGAAGGCUAGAUAGAUCUUACUAGAUGUGCACUAACAAUUCCUUUCUGUGUCAAUCCCUCCCCACGAGACUGCAAUUUUACACUCACCAGAAGACUAUGGCAUAGAGCAUGGAAGCUAUGCUGAUUUAACUCCAGUUCAUCCCAGUCUAGCUGCCAGCAGCUUGUGGGCUUGAUGAUGAAAGGCAGUCCAUACAGUACAGACUCACAGACACCUUCGGACUUCAGAGCUCUGUAAAUGUAUAGCUUAUGUUAAUGAAGCACAGCCAGCAUGAAACUGCCAAGACGAGACUGCAGGGGGACGAGUAGCUCAAAUGGCUAUGGCAGUAUCAGCUGCAAUACUGCUACAAAUGUCUGUAAUACUGUGGCCUGCCACUAUGAAACCCUGGAAAAAAAGGUCAGUUGCAGUGGAAAGAACUGCCAUCCAAGGCUUUCUUGAUGAUCAGCAUGGAAUUCAGCAUCCUGCAGCAUGCUGCCAGAUUCCCUUGUGUCUGUGUUGUCAAGAGCAUGCCAUGGACCAUGUCCAACCCUCAUGCAUUUUGAAUACAAAACAGAUUAGUAAUCUGGCUUCUUGGGCAAUAGCUCACUCAGGCAGUUACAUCCCUUCCUACGUGACUUUAGUAUAUUGUGGUUAUCCUUCACUUAAAUGGAGAGGUUGUGCUCUGCUCCUGCACACAGCCAGGAUCCCACCUCAAACACUACCACAUAGUUUUCAAUAUUUGAAGUUGUCCCUAGCACACUUAUGCUUCAUGACAGAGCCGAUAGAUGCUAAGUAGCUGAAGUGCUUUGGAUGUGGGCCAUUUAUGCGCAAUUACUGAGUGCUCUUCAACUACUGACAGGCUGAGAAUCAUUUUAAGAAAAAUUGUACAAAAAGAAGUUCAGAAAUUACACAACUUUUUAAAUAAAAACAAAGCUCAGAAAAGACACUAGAGAGUAUCACUCUUCUUGUUAUUCUCUGUGCCUACCAGCAGAGCUUGCUGAUGGGAAAGCAAAUAAAUUCUUACCUGAAGUCAUGCAGCACUGUGAAGCUUUCAUUGCUUUUUUUUUGCAUUUAGGUAGUGAGAGAACAGCAAUAUCAUAUAUUGGGCAAUGGCUACAACCUAUAAGACUUCACGCUGGAAGGAAACAACUGUUACAUAAAUAAUAUCUAUGUUUUUACACUCAAAAGUGCUAGUGUCGUGGUAACAGUAUUUUUUGACUUUGCACACCUGUCAGCAUGUGUGGGAUGUGCUAAUCCGUAACAUUAAGAGAUACAGGGGAUGUGGGUGUCUUACAGUUGAAUUUUGCUCACAAGCUCUUUGAGUCCCCAGCACUUAAUAUUGAUAUUACUGAUUCCUGCUUGAAAUUGCACAGAAAGAAUUAAGGUUACUUCUAUACGAGCCUUCCAGUUACCAAGCACAAAGAACAUAACACUUACUUUACAACCUGGAGUUUAUACAGCACUGUAGCUGGCCAGGCUGUCAUCUGGCAGGAUGAAUUUGAAUCAGCUGUUUUCAUGGUGCCAUCAGCAGUCCCCAAAAGCAGAGCUGGAUCAAGCAGUCUUUCCUGUAAAUCACACUUCAGGCAUACUAGGAGAAGGAAAUUGGUUUAGACUGCUGGAAAUGGCAACGUGUAGCACACGACAUGCUCAAAGCAUUUACAUACACUUAAUGUUUUCUAGCAACAGCAACUAUUAAGGGAAUAAUAUAAUCAUGGAAUAUCCUGAGUUGUAAGGUCACAACAAGAAUCUUUGAGUCCCAACACUUGGCUCCAUACAGGACUACCUAAAAAUUAAGCCAUAUGUCUCCCUCUCCGGAAGAACAGCGUUAAAGCCUAUGGCAAAAGAAGGCAACAAGCUUUCUCCCAAAGGAGCUACCACAUGCUUGGCACAUUAAUGAAACAAUGACUGGUUGCUAAACCCCGCAGGCAAGUUCCACUUUUCGAGAUGUGUGGCCAGCUGAAGAGGGAGCAGAAGCAUCUUUCCCAAUGCCACGCAGGGUUCAGGGCCAUACUAUUUCCUGCCAGCUUCUCUAGCCAUGUUUGUGGAGAAAUCUGCUAGACUGAGGAUACCAGCACUGGUAUAGUAAGUUAUAUUGCAAGAUACACAUUCCCUGGCUUUCUAAAGACUUCUUGAGUGUGGGAAGGUGAAAAAACCUGACUGCUGAGAAACCUGGUUUGCCUUGCUAGCUACAGUAAUACAAUAUAUUGAUUGUGAAAUUCAAUGUUAUGAUGAAGGAAAAUCAACUUUUAAGAAUAAAACAUAAUUGUCUGCACUGAUCUGGAGGCUGUUAUGGUAGCUACUACGUAAAUAAAAAGUCACACCAAGCUUUCUGAUCUGUUUGCUGUGAAACCUAUCUCCAACAGCCACCAGCACUGACCGCUCUAUGAGCUCUGCUUCCAGUCUAGAGCUAGUCUGUGGACCACUAGCAGAAAACAAGUGUGCUUCUACUGCCAAGGCAAUGUGAAGUAGCACAUUAGAGCCAUAUUGGAGCAGCAUGGAAAGGGGGGGGUGCUGGUACUGCACGUGCAGAUAUCCAUGGCAGCAUAAUACAGCUAACAGCUACUUAGGGGAAGCACUUCUAUCUCCUGUAGCUUUUGGUGUUAUCAGCGCUUGCCCAAGCGUGGGUUAGGAACUUGGUGUUAGGCUCUUAAAAGGAAAAACAAACCAAAACAAAUAUAUAUAUAUAUAUUCCUUAUAAAUAUUCCAGUGUGUUGGCAGGUCUAGCUAUGUUACCUAUUUCAGUUCUAAGUCAAUAAAUAAAAAUACAUGCCAAGUCACUUUGUAAGACAGCUUUUACUUAAGUGACCCUUAGCAUCAAGCACAAGAAACACAAUUUUAGAGCUAUGUAACAGCCAGAAGGUCUCUGGCUCUCAGUAUGUAAGGCCCCUUUACUUUGAUCCAGUGGCUAUAAAGUCACAUGCUCUUCAAAGCACAUCGUAGCUGCAGAAUGGAAAUGGACGAUAGCAUCAGCAACCACAGUACACAACAACUUAGACACAUUCUAAGGAGAUGGCCCCUCAGACUCAGACAACAGAAACUUCAGACAUCUUUCAGUGUCACCCAGAGGCCUUACUUGAAUCUCAAUAUGUAGGGGAACAUGCCCAGCACAGGCCUGGGUAAUCAUUAAGGUUGUGGGAGUCAGGAUCCCCUGCAGAGAGGGAGAGAAAAUUAAAUACUUAGGGUGGUCUUGGGUGCAGUGGCAUAGCUGGAGCCUCCUGAUGGAAGGAGGAGAUGGAGGUGUUCUCUCUCUGAGCCACAGUCAUGAAGCCAUGUUUUAAACAGCAUCUCCAAGCUGAUGACAUUGUCCUCUAUGGUUUGCAGAUCAAUGUCCAUUCCAAGGAUUGCAAUGUCUGCAGGGAAAAAUGGUGAAAAUAUUUUCAGCAAUAGAAAAGAACAUUCUGCAUUUUCCACUACACUAUACCCCAUGAGUUCCUCAAAUGCUUUCACAAAGGAGGUGCUUCAAAAGCCAUUACCAUGCAAAUCAUAACACAGAACUGUGACACCUGCCCUCUUAGAAGAACUUUGCUCUAAGCUGAGCUGCUCCACAGGUCAAAUCAGCAACAGUCUUCAUCACUGGGGCAGAUGCAAUCGCUACUACCAUCUUCAGAGGAGUAGAUGUGACACAUUAUCUGCUGGAGUAAGUGGUUAUCUUAGCACUGACCUUAGGGACUUUUCUGUAAAGUUUAAACCCUUUUCUCCUUUUCAACAAGCAAGGGACACUGGAUGCAUGAUGUUAUGACAAAUCAGAGAAACUGCAAAACAGAAAUGCUAUUGAAAUGGAGUACUUUGUAGUAGCGAUGGAAAAGUACUCCUCAUAUAGAAGAUGAAUGUUACUUUGCAAUAUGGACCCACAACAAAAUUGCUAAACACCCUCAAUGCAUACUUAAAGAAGCAGCUAGUCACAAUCCUGACAAGAACAGAAGCAAAACUUGACCUGGACCUGGACAACACAGAAGACAUGGUUCAAUACGUUACUAUUGAAGUACUGCUUGGUAACAACAAUCAUACAGCAGAACAUCCGUGUAGGUAAAACAACAGGCAAAGCUAUCUACCAUGGUUACUUUCAUUUCAAAUAAGAGAAAUGCAUAAAAUUAUGAGGUUUGUUCAAAAUAAAUUAAAAGAAGUUAAAAAUACCUAGCAAGUAUUUAAGCCACUAUGAUGAAGGUGCAGAGCAAAUAUAUAUGAUCUGUUCACAACAUUUAGAAAUGGGCAAAUGUAGGCUGGACAGCAGAGUCAGGAACUUCAUAAACAAUAUGAAACCCCUCAAUAUAAAUUAAAUAAAUAAAUAAAUAAAACCCUUAACUGUCUAAGUAAUAGCUGAAAUGAGAAGGUGGCAUACAGUCUACCAGAUAUAAUAAAUUUUAAAAAUGAUAAAAAAUAAAAUAGGUGAAAGUGGGAAAAAAUAGAAUCUGAUGAACAAUUUGCAAAAUGCAUAAGACGUAUAAUAUGGGUGUUUAUAAACACAGGAGAAACAGUGUGUUUGCAUUACUCAGGUCACCAUACAACUGACUAUGAAUGCAUAGCAGAAAUAGCUUUUUUGUUUGUUUGUUUGGUUUCCCAAAUGUGUUCACCAGUUCAGCUGGAGACUAAAAUGCAGUGCUAUAUUCAUCUGCAAUGAGAAAUCUUUUCUUUAUGCCUUAGUAUUUAUAGGUUGCAAACAUGAUACUAUGCAUCCUCUCCUACAUUAAAAUAAAUUAAAAAAAAAAAAAA
This is a messenger RNA of Anas platyrhynchos (mallard), 13957 nucleotides long. It is a transcript of the gene DOK1, whose product is annotated as docking protein 1. Gene Ontology annotation, biological process: Ras protein signal transduction; cell surface receptor protein tyrosine kinase signaling pathway; positive regulation of MAPK cascade. Gene Ontology annotation, cellular component: cytoplasm. The record is from RefSeq and is a predicted model, not a curated record. Lineage: Eukaryota; Metazoa; Chordata; Aves; Anseriformes; Anatidae.